UGUUUGGAUUAUAUUCCUAAUACGUACGUUUUUUCGAAAACUUUAGCAGAGGAUAUCAUACAGGAAUAUUCUUUAUUUUUUCCUUGCGCAAUUGUAAGACCUUCCAUGGUGUUUCCAUCGUUAAAAGAACCAUUUCCAGGGUGGAUAGAUAAUUUGUAUGGUCCAAUAGGAAUGUGUGUUAUAACCGCUAAAGGCUUGUAUCGAGUACACUAUUGUAGUAAAUAUGGCAAUGAAGAUAUAAUUCCAGUAGACAUUGUCAUUAAAACUAUAUUAGUUGUAGCUUGGAAGCUUGGAUUGACUACGUAUAAUAAUCGGUAUAAGUAUACAAGCAUAACUCUAUUUUAUUAUAAACGCAAAAAUUUUCUAUCAUUAUUUAGAAUUAAGGGAAGAGGGGGGGACAAAUAGUGACAGAGGGC
This is a messenger RNA of Wasmannia auropunctata (little fire ant), 416 nucleotides long. Its product is annotated as fatty acyl-CoA reductase 1-like. Gene Ontology annotation, cellular component: peroxisome. The transcript is spliced from 2 exons. Lineage: Eukaryota; Metazoa; Arthropoda; Insecta; Hymenoptera; Formicidae. The annotation marks the transcript as partial. Gene Ontology annotation, molecular function: alcohol-forming very long-chain fatty acyl-CoA reductase (NADP+) activity. Gene Ontology annotation, biological process: long-chain fatty-acyl-CoA metabolic process. The record is from RefSeq and is a predicted model, not a curated record.